AAUUGAAACCAACCCUAAGCUCUUUCUAUCUCCGCCUUUAAGGUAGCCCCGAUUAUUGCUGACUUAAGCAUCGGAGUGUCUACCCCGAGUUCCACCUCGGGGCUUUGCAGGUCAUUCCGGAGUGUAAGCGCGGACCAAAGAAGGACUUCUGGCUUGGUGCAAUUACAUUGGCGCCGUCUGUGGGAAACGAACUGAAAGCUUUUUAGUUGCUCUUUCAUCAUGGUUCACACUCGAUCAGUCCGAGCUGGUAAUUCAUCUCUGCCUCAUGGGCAAGGUCAACCCCCCAACAACCUUCCACCUCUGAUCCCACCUCAAAUCCCACCUCAGUUUCCACCUCAGGUCCCAACCAUAUUCCCUCCUGUUGAUCAUGCAGAAGGAGGAGAUGAAAACCAACCCCAUACCUCAGCUCACAAUUCAACUUCCACUGCCAACCAAGACGUGGUGACAGCUCAGCUUGCUGCCAUGCAGCAGCAAUUUGGUGUUUUUCAGUUGAAUCCCCAACCGGUUCAACCUGCUCCCGCUAUUAGCGAAUCUCAAGAUCAAUCCCACAUAGCGCCUGCUCAACAACCCAUCCCUGAUGAUGUUACUCGCCGCGUCGAUAGCUUAGAAAAGCUGGUAGCUGAACGCCGAGGUACUCCACCCCCACACCAUGCUGCUGACUCCAUACCUCACCCCCUAAAUACCAACAUCACACUGGAACCUUAUCCCAUUGGCUUCAAAAUACCACAACUGGAGACUUAUGAUGGGACGAAGGAUCCUGAUGAUCACCUGCAUGCUUUCUACUCUUGCAUGCAAGCUCAGAACGCCUCUGACGCGUUAAUGUGCAAAAUCUUCCCCUCUACUUUGCGAGGUAAUGCUCGAACUUGGUAUUACAGUCUACCUCCGAGGUCAAUUAGUUCUUACACAGAAAUGGCAUCUGCCUUUGCCACUAAGUUUUCCAGUAGAAGGUUCAAUGAUGCGGUGUUGGAGGUUAGUUCAUUCGACCAAGCUGUGGGCAUUGCAGCUGUAAUCUCUGGUCUCAAACAUGACAGGUUCCGAGACAGUUUGAUCAAACACGCUGCCACCACCUUUAGCGAGGUGAACGAUAGGUCUCUCAAAUUUAUAACUGCUGAGGAAUACGCCCUGGCGCAAAACCCACCUUCCUCUAAGAACCAGAACCCAGAAUGGAGAGAUGACAAUCUGAGCUGGAAAAGGAUGAGAAUGGUGCAAAAUCGAGGUCCGAUGUUGACCUCCCCAACGAAAUUCGGAAGGACGAACUCAACACCCCCGCAACAAUCUGCAGGUAAACCUCCAGUUAAUUGGACUCCCUUUAGUCUGCCAAGGUCACAAAUUUUUAUGCAGAUCAAGAAUAAAAUGGAUUUAAGGCGUCCUGGCCCGAUGAAAACUGCUGCUGCUAGUCGAGACCACACCAGAUAUUGUGAUUUUCAUCAAGAUCACGGUCAUACUACAGAGCAAUGCAACAGCUUAAAGUCCGAACUGGAAAGUUUAGCUCAGAAAGGAAUGCUAAAUGAGUAUGUUCAGAGAGCUGAACAGCCGAUGUUUAUCAGAAAACAGAGGCCGCAGCCUCAAGGAGUCCGCAAUCCCCCAAAUAGGCAAGGUGUGGGAUAUCAGCAAACCCCACCUCCGCUCCCACCACCAGCUAGAAUCAUACAUAUGAUUACGGGAGGCCUUGAAGCAGGUGGACUGAGCUCUAAGCAGAGAAAGCUGUAUGUCAGAGAGAUUAAACAUCAAAACCGAGCUCAGAAGCGAAAGAUUGACGAUGCUGAGUGGAAGAAUCAACCCAUUACUUUCACAUCUGCUGAUCUCGAUACAGUUGUUACACCCCACAAUGAUCGCUUGGUCACUUCUGUAAUGAUUAAUAACUGUGAAGUACAGCGUGUCCUUGUUGACACCAGGAGUGCACCAGACAUCAUGUACUUCCAUUGUUUCGAGAGUCUAGGAUUAGAUCCAGCAUUGUUGCAGAAGUAUGAUGGUCCUAUCUAUGGUUUCAACAACCAGCCUGUUCCGGUAGAAGGAGUUCUUACCCUCCAUGUGGCUUUUGGAAGUGGCAGAACCUAUGUGACUCCUUCAGUCCGGUUCCUCAUAGUCAAAAUGGCGUCUUCUUUCAACAUUGUUAUUGGUCGACCCACACUGACUGAAAUCCGAGCUGUGGUUUCCCAGUCUCACCUCUGUAUGAAGUUCCCAACUCCUAUGGGAAUAGCAACACUGCGAGGAAACCAGGAGAUGGCCAGGCAUUGUUAUAUCACCUCGCAAGUUAUGGGUGUUGAGAUCGUAGAUAAUCGACUGGAAGAUGAAACCAGAGCUGCCCCGGUUGAAGAUGUUGAAGAAGUGCUCAUUGAUGACAGAGAUUCGAGCCGAAAGAUGCAGAUCGGAACUAGAUUGAACCUAGAGGAAAGGGCAGAGCUAAUAGCUUUUCUUCGAGCUAAUAAUGAUGUAUUCGCAUGGAUUUCGGCAGACAUGCCAGGAAUUCCAAAUUCAGUCUCUCAACAUAAGCUCAGCAUCAAUCCAUUGAAGAAACCAGUGGCCCAAAAGCGGCAUCUCUUUGGGGGUGAGAGGCUUCAGGCUAUUAAAGAAGAAGUAACGAAGCUCCUACAGGCUGGUUUUAUCAGGAAAGUUGAUUACUGUGAAUGGGUGGCUAACCCAGUUCUGGUGAAAAAGGCAAAUGGCAAAUGGCGAAUGUGCAUUGAUUACACAAAUCUUAACCACGCCUGCCCUAAGGAUUGCUAUCUAAUGCCGAGCAUUGACAAAUUAGUUGAAGCGGCUUCAGGCAAUGAGAGGUUAAGCCUCUUGGACGCAUAUUCGGGGUAUCACCAGGUGCCAAUGGCUCUAGAAGACGAAGAGAAAACCACGUUCUAUGCUAGCGAUGAAAUUUAUUGUUAUGUCAUGAUGCCGUUCGGCUUAAAGAACGCAGGUGCUACUUACCAGAAAAUGGUAACCAUUGUCUUCCACGCUCAGAUUGGCAAGAAUCUGGAGGUAUAUGUCGACGACAUUGUGGUAAAGAGCCUAAAAGCAGAAGACCAUCUUGCCGACCUCGACGAAACCUUUAACAACCUCAGAAAGAAUAGGAUGCGGUUAAACCCAGCCAAAUGCAUCUUCGGAGUGGAGUCCGAAAAAUUUCUAGGUUUCAUGGUGUCCCAAAAGGGAAUUGAAGUCAAUCCAGAGAAGAUCAGAGCAAUUGCCGAGAUGGAACCGUCGAAAUCAGUGAAAGAUAUACAGAGGCUGACCGGAAGAGUGGCAGCCCUGCAUCGGUUCAUAUCGAAGUCAGCAGAUAAAUAGCCCAACGACUGGACCUUAUAUGUUGACGGAGCAUCUAGUAGCAAGGGUUCAGGGGCUGGCGCUCUCUUGAUUGGUCCAGAGGGAUACCGAAGCGAACAUGCCCUGAAGUUCAAUUUUGAUGCGACAAAUAACAUGGCUGAGUAUGAAGCUCUGCUACUUGGUCUACAGCUAGCAUUGGAGUUGAAAAUCAGUGUAAUUCAAGUAUACAGCGACUCCCAGUUGGUGGUAAACCAAAUCAACUCAAUCUGCGAAGUCGUUGAUCCUGUGAUGGCGAAGUAUGUAGCCUUGGUAACCGAGCUGAAGUGCAAAUUCCAGAAAUUCUAUCUGAGUAAAAUUCCCCGAGCUGAGAAUGAACAAGCAGAUUUACUCUCCAAGUUUGCCUCUGACAGCUCUUUAAGUUCCAGAUCCGUUUUUGUGGAGGUCUUAGAUGAACCAAGCUUCAUGAAGCCUCGGAUGAUGGAGAUUAGCACAAGCCCUGACACAUCGAGCUGGACUGACUCAAUUAUCUCCUUUUUGCGAGAUGGAAUAGUACCUGAGGACAGGCAGGAGGCAACGAAGUUGAGGAAGAAAGUAUCUCGGUAUACACUUGUUGAUGGGGUCCUCUAUAAGAGAUCUUUUUCACUCCCUCUUCUGCGAUGUUUGAAUCCCUACAAAGCCAAGUAUGCACUUCGAGAGAGGUGCCAAUUCUUUGCACAUCUGACUCACCAACCUGCAAAAGAACUCACGAACUUGGUAGCACCAUGGCCAUUUGCACAGUGGGGACUAGAUCUUUUAGGUCCAUUCGUAAAAGGGGUUGGUGGUGUAACCCAUCUGGUCGUUGGUGUGGAUUAUUUCACAAAGUGGGUUGAAGCUUGGCCUUUAUUUAGUCUUACCUCCAAGAAGGUCGAAGAUUUCGUCUUUAGCUCGAUCAUCUGCAGAUAUGGAAUCCCGAAUCAAAUUGUGACUGAUAAUGGAACUCAAUUCAAUUGCUCCUCAUUCCGAGAUUUCUGUUCCAGUUAUGGGAUCAAGUUACAGUUCACCUCCGUUUACCAUCUGGAGUCCAAUGGCAUGGUGGAAUCUGUUAACAAAUGCAUUUUGGAAGGUAUAAGGCCAAGAUUGGAGCAGCAUAAGGCCAAGUGGGUAGAUGAGCUCAACAACGUCCUCUGGGCAUACAGAACCAUGAGCCGAACUGCCACAGUCAGAGAAGAAGCUCGGCUUCGAACUCUUGUAUACAAGCAGAAACUAGCCAACUUUUAUAAUAAACGGGUCCACCCUCACACAUUCAAAGUAGGAGACCUUGUUCUCAGAAAAGUUGGCCUAACAGGGUUUGAAACUCAUUUUGGCAAACUCGCCCCAAAUUGGGAAGGCCCUUAUACCGUGGCCGAGGUGCCACAUCCUGGUGCCUAUGUCCUCCAAGACGCUGAAGGAAAGAGAGUUCCUAGAGUCUGGAAUGUCAAUAGCUUGAAGAAAUUUUACCCCUAAUAGAAUUCUUUCAAGAGAUCUAUGUCUUACAGUUCUUAUUUCAUGUUUGUUGAGAUUCAUUUUACCUCUUAUUUUAUGUAUCUGAGGUCAAUCAGUUCAUCCAUUCCUUGAACCUCACUUCUGUUAAUAAAUGUCACUUCACAUA
Rubroshorea leprosula is the source of this 4882-nucleotide messenger RNA. Lineage: Eukaryota; Viridiplantae; Streptophyta; Magnoliopsida; Malvales; Dipterocarpaceae. The record is from the annotation of a GenBank genome assembly.